This is a messenger RNA of Chelonia mydas (Green sea turtle), 3279 nucleotides long. RefSeq names its product TBC1 domain family member 10B (gene TBC1D10B). Bases 209 to 2656 code for a protein of 815 amino acids. NCBI's taxonomy places the organism in Eukaryota, Metazoa, Chordata, Testudines, Cheloniidae. The record is from RefSeq and is a predicted model, not a curated record. The transcript has 9 exons.
GCCCUCCCACGUGGCACUGCUGGGCUGCGCGCGCAGCCUGGGGGGGGCUCGCCCUGGCUUCUGGUUGCUGGAUGCUCAGGCUAAGGCAGGGACCCAGCCAGGCUCCUGCCUCCGCCUCCCUCCCCCACCACUCUAGGCCAGGCUUCGGUGGGGGCAACUAGGCCGCCCCCCCCCAAGGGCUGGGGGGGGGGAGGAGCCGGCUGUCGCCAUGGAGAUGGGGGCCGGCGACGCCCCGUCGCCCCCGCCCCGGUACAACGCCCCCCGCUCGGCCCUCUACGCCGCCAAGAUGAGCGCCAUGGCGACGCCACCCGCCCCGGCCCCCAGAGCCCCGGCCACGGCGCCCUCGGCCUCGGCCGGGCCCGGGGGCCGCGGGGCGGCGGCGGGCGGCCCGGCGGCGGCGGCGGCUCCGGGCACCGUGGGGGCAACUGGCAGCGGGGCGGCGUCUCCGGCGGCGUCUCCGGGCAACCUGCCGGCGUCUCCGGCAGCUACCGGCUGCGGGGCGGCACCUCUAGGCAACGCGACGGCGUCGCCGGGCAGCGUGGCAGCGGCGACGAGCAGCGGGGUGGCGUGUCCGGCGCUGACGGACAGCGUCGGCGAUCCGGCGGCGUCUCCCGUGGCAACAGCAGCCGUAGCCACCAUGGCGGCCGCCGAGGGGAUGGUUUCCGUGGCAACGACGCAGCUGGCCGGGGUCGACGUGGUGGCGGGUCCCCCGGAAGCCGUCACCGCGCCGGUGGCCUCUCCCACGCCGUCUGCCGCCAUGGAAACUGCACCCCCGUGCACCCCGGUUAAGCCCCUCCCGGCGCCCUUCCCCUCGCCGGCCGUGAUGGUGGUGGCGCCCAGCCCGGUGGCGCCGGAGACCAGCUCCCCCACUGCGACGGAGGGGCCCGCAGGCCUGGGUUGCACCACCUCCCAGGACACGGGGUCGCAGUCCAGCCUGGGUCCCGGAAUCCCACCUCCCAGGCCCCCGCCGGCUCCAGACACCCUGAGUUACCUGGAUUCGGUCAGCCUCAUGUCGGGCACCUUGGAGUCCCUGAGUGGCCCCGGCUUCCUGGACGACGUCAGCUCCCUGGGCUCGGACUCGGAGAUCAAUGGCUUGGCCUACCGGAGAACAGACAAAUACGGCUUCUUGGGGGGCAACCAGUACUCGGGGAUGCCGGAGAGCGCCAUCCCGGUGGACGUGGCGCGGCAGCGGGAGCUCAAAUGGCUCGAUAUGUUUUCCCACUGGGAUAAAUGGCUGUCACGGCGAUUCCAGAAGGUGAAGCUGCGCUGUCGGAAGGGAAUCCCCUCUUCUCUCCGUGCCAAAGCCUGGCAGUUGCUGUCGAACAGCAAGGAGCUCCUGGAUCAGAACCCCAACAAAUUUGAGGAGCUGGAGCGCCAGCCCGGGGACCCCAAGUGGCUGGAUGUGAUUGAAAAGGAUCUGCACCGGCAGUUCCCCUUCCAUGAGAUGUUUGCCGCCAGGGGAGGCCAUGGGCAGCAGGAUUUAUACCGCAUCCUAAAAGCCUACACCAUUUACCGGCCCGACGAAGGGUACUGCCAGGCCCAGGCCCCCGUGGCUGCUGUCCUGCUGAUGCACAUGCCCGCUGAGCAAGCCUUCUGGUGCCUGGUGCAGAUCUGUGAGAAGUACCUGCCAGGUUAUUACAGUGCCGGACUGGAAGCCAUCCAGCUGGAUGGAGAGAUCUUCUUUGCCCUGCUGCGCCGGGCAUCCCCCAUGGCCUAUCGGCACCUGAAGAAAUACAAGAUCGACCCCAUCCUCUACAUGACGGAGUGGUUCAUGUGCAUCUUCUCCCGCACCCUGCCCUGGAGUUCUGUGCUGCGUGUCUGGGAUAUGUUCUUCUGCGAGGGGGUGAAGAUCGUCUUCCGGGUGGGCCUGGUCCUUCUCCGGAACGCUCUGGGAUCGGUGGACAAGCUGCGCAGCUGCCAGGGCAUGUAUGAGACCAUGGAGAAGCUGCGCAACCUGCCAGCUCAGAGCAUGCAAGAGGACUUCCUCAUCAACGAGGUGGUGAACCUGCCUGUGACGGAAGCGCUGAUUGAGCGUGAGAACACCACGCAGCUCAAGAAGUGGCGUGAGAACCGCGGGGAGCUGCAGUAUAAACCCUCGCGCCGCCUCCAUGGCUCCCGUGCCAUCCACGAAGAGUGUCACCGCAUGAACCCCGCGCUGACCCCCAGCGCCAGCCUGCUCAGCCUCACCGGCUUCAAACAGCGGGCGACUCGCGGUGGUAGCAUGGGGGGCAACUUCUCCCCUGCCCACCCCACGGGCAGCCUGGCCGCCUCCGCUGACCCCGCUCCAGCCGCUGCCCCAGGCCAGGUGGUGUCGGAAGGGCUCCACCCCGCUCUGCCCUCCCCCACAGGGAACAACGCGCCGCUGGGGGGCCCCAAGAAAGGGGGAACGAAGGAGAAGAAGAAGGAGAAGGAGCGGGAGAAGCAGGAGAAGGAGCGCGAGCGGCUGCAGAAGGAGCGGGAGAAGCAGGAGAAGAAGGAGAAGGAGAAGCUGGAGCGGAAGCAGCAGAAGGAGCGCGCCAAGGAGGAAGCCAAGCAGAAGAAAGAGAAGAAGGUCUCCAUGCGCCGGAAGGAGCCCAAAGCCCCACCCCGCGCUGAGGAUGGGGGGCAAGAUGGGGAUCCCCCGGCGGGCUCUGUGCUGCAGGACACUUACUUCUGAGCUGAAGGGGGGGGAAUGACAGCGGGGGGGGCCCUGCUGCCUCCGACCCACCACAGAUUCAGCCAAGGACCAAGGGGUGGGGAGACUCAGAUGGGGGUGGGGUCGCUGACUGGGAGGAAGCUGGAAUCUAAAGGACAAAAGGGUGUCGGGGUGGGCCAGAGAGUAUUGAGCUCUGAGCUACCCAUCGGGGGCGCCCCACAAUCUUCCUCUUGCCAGGUGGGGACCUGCUUAACGACUUUGAAAGCCAAACGACUACUGUGCUCUCCCCACCCUCCCCCUCUUUUCUGUGUCCUCCUCUCCCGUCGGUGGAACAAACAGGUACACCCCUCCUCCCAAGCGCUUUCCCAGAGGUGUGGGGCAUGUCCCCCUCAAGUCUUAACAAGAAUAUAAUUGUAUUAAUAAUCGUCUGGCCCGUUUACUGUAUAUAGGAGAAUCCCCUUUAAACUAUUUAACCACUCCAGCCCUAUGCUCCCCCUGUUCCCUUCCUCAGGAGAGGCUGGUUUUAAGAGCCGCCCUCUUGCCCCCUUGCUAGCAGGAGCACUCCUCUUUGUGCUGUUCACCCCCAAACGCAGUUCUUGUUGAUGGACGCAGGUAUCAAUAAAGUUCUUCUACUUUGACUUUCA